AAGUUUUUCUGCUGGAGAAGAGCGCACGUUGAGCCGGCUUUGCCGCUGCUUUGACCACACUGCAGUCUGAUCAUGUCUUCCAAGAAGAGUAGAAAGCGGCUGAACCAAAGCGCGGAAAGUGGUUCGCCCUCGCCAGCUGCCGUUCUCUCUCCUGCCGGGACCCCGGCUUCUUCUACUGGGCCAGGCUUCGUGGCGGCGGCCACGACUUUGGUGGUGACCAACUUCAUAGAAAAAGUGGAUGACAAAGUUCCUAAAACAUUCCAGAAUUCCCUUGUUCAACUCGGACUCAACACUAUGAAGUCUGCUAAUAUAUGUAUAGGUCGACCAGUGUUGCUUACCAGUUUGGAUGGAAAACAAGAGGUCUAUACAGCCUGGCCUGUGGCAGGAUUUCCUGGAGGCAAGGUUGGCCUGAGUGAAAUGGCACAGAAGAAUGUGGGUGUGAAGUCUGGUGAUGCUGUCCAGGUUCAGCCUCUUACUGGUGCUGUGCUACAGGCUGAGGAAAUAGAUGUGACACUCAGUGACAAAGAUACGGAGAUUAAUGAAGAAGAACUGACUGGUUGUCUUCUCAGAAAACUAGAUGGCAAGAUUGUUUUACCAGGCAACUUUCUGUACUGCACAUUCUAUGGACGACCAUGCAAGUUGCAAGUGUUGCAAGUAAAAGGGGCAGAUGGCCUGUUAUUGGGAAGGCCUCAGAGUGACUCUGACACUGAUGUCCAGGGAAUGGCCUCUGAACAAUCUAGCAUGGAAACUAGUAGCCUGGAUAUAUCCUUACAGCUAAGCCAGUUGGACCUACAAGAGCCCCGAGACCCAGCAACAAACAGUACUCCUUGCAAACCAGUAGAUGACAGAAGUGUAAAUAAAGCUGUUGACAUUUUGUUGGAUGUUACACCGAGUCCUGGGGAAGGCAGUAGACUUGGACUAGAGGAAGUCAUGGGUUUUAAAUGUAGUUUUGAGCCUGCCAGAGAAGGAAAUGAACGAAUUAUCAAUGAAGAGAAAUUGCUAAAAUCAUUCAGCAUGGGAGCAAAGUGCAACACUGAUACUUUUUAUUUUAUUUCUUCAACAACUAGAGUCAAUUUUACAAAGAUUCAUACAAACUCAAAAGAACAAGACAACCAAUUCAAAGUAACGUAUGACAUGAUAGGAGGCUUAAAUAGUCAGCUGAAAGCAAUUAGAGAAAUAAUUGAAUUGCCUCUCAAACAGCCUGAACUUUUCAAGAGUUAUGGAGUUCCUCCCCCCAGAGGGGUGUUACUCUAUGGCCCUCCAGGUACCGGAAAGACAAUGAUUGCCAGGGCUGUUGCCAAUGAAGUUGGAGCCUAUGUUUCUAUAAUUAAUGGUCCUGAAAUUAUAAGCAAAUUUUAUGGCGAGACUGAAGCAAGGUUACGUCAGAUAUUUGCCGAAGCUACCCUGCGACACCCCUCAAUUAUUUUUAUUGAUGAGCUGGAUGCACUUUGCCCUAAAAGAGAAGGGGCUCAGAAUGAAGUGGAAAAAAGAGUUGUAGCUUCACUCUUAACACUGAUGGAUGGCAUUGGUUCAGAAGGAAAUGAAGGACAGGUAUUGGUCCUUGGGGCCACAAAUCGCCCCCAUGCUUUGGAUGUUGCACUCCGAAGACCUGGACGAUUUGAUAAAGAGAUUGAGAUUGGAGUUCCUAAUGCUCAAGAUCGGUUAGAUAUCCUCCAAAAGCUCCUUCAGAGGGUACCCCAUCUGCUCACUGAAGCCGAACUGCUACAGCUGGCAAAUGGUGCUCAUGGAUAUGUUGGAGCAGACUUGAAAGCUUUGUGUAAUGAAGCAGCUCUCUAUGCCUUGAGGAGAGUCCUUAGGAAACAACCUGACCUUCCUGACAGCAAGGUUGCUGGGCUGAUGAAGAUUACUCUGAAUGAUUUCCUGCAGGCAAUGAAUGACAUCAGGCCCAGUGCCAUGAGGGAGGUGGCAAUUGAUGUCCCAAAUGUAUCCUGGUCAGAUAUAGGAGGACUGGAAAAUAUCAAACUAAAAUUGAAACAGGCUGUGGAAUGGCCCUUGAAACAUCCAGAGUCUUUUGUCAGAAUGGGUAUUCAGCCACCUAAAGGAGUUCUCCUGUAUGGGCCACCUGGAUGCUCUAAAACAAUGAUAGCAAAGGCUUUAGCCAAUGAGAGUGGGCUUAAUUUCCUAGCUAUAAAGGGGCCUGAAUUAAUGAAUAAAUAUGUUGGUGAAUCUGAAAGAGCAAUUAGAGAGAUCUUCCGAAAAGCAAGAGCAGUGGCUCCUUCAAUUCUCUUCUUUGAUGAACUUGAUGCUUUAGCAGUUGAAAGGGGCAGUUCUUCAGAUGCUGGGAAUGUAGCAGACCGUGUUUUGGCUCAGCUCUUAACAGAAAUGGAUGGAAUUGAACAGCUAAAUGAUGUGACUGUUUUGGCAGCUACUAACCGUCCGGAUAGGAUAGACAAGGCUUUGAUGCGGCCUGGGAGAAUUGAUAGAAUCAUCUAUGUGCCUUUACCAGAUGCAACAACAAGAAGGGAAAUAUUUAACCUGCAGUUUCGCUCUAUGCCAAUCAGUAAUGAGGUUGAACUGGAUCAACUCAUCCUCCAAACAGAUACAUAUUCAGGAGCUGAGAUUAUAGCUGUCUGUAGAGAAGCAGCCCUUCUGGCUCUGGAAGAAGACAUCCAAGCCAACUGCAUCAUGAGAAGACAUUUUACUGGAGCCUUGAGCAUUGUGAAACCUAGAAUUCCUGAGUCAUUGAGACGUUUUUAUGAAGAUUAUCAAGAGAGGAGUGGGCUACAUACACUCUGAGAAAAUAUGCAUAUUCAUUAUGCUAAAAUAUCCUUUCUAGAGAAAAUUUGUUUCUUUUUUAAAUUUUGUCUUAAGAGUGUCCCCAUAAAAAAUCCUUAAUAGGCAAAAAGUCUGAAAUAGGUUCGCUGGCACUGAGAGGCUACCGUUGUUAUAGAAAUUUUAUAUCAUAUGGAUACGAUGGAAGAAAUCUCAGGCAUGGGUUUAAUUCAGUUUUAUCUGGAAAUGUAUGCUGAUUUUAAAAAAUCAAACCUUCAACUUUUUCAUUCUUGAGUUGGUUCAUUCAUACCAUUAAAUGAUUUCCUUACUCCA
Choloepus didactylus (southern two-toed sloth) is the source of this 3066-nucleotide messenger RNA. RefSeq names its product spermatogenesis associated 5 (gene AFG2A). Lineage: Eukaryota; Metazoa; Chordata; Mammalia; Pilosa; Megalonychidae. Bases 73 to 2757 code for a protein of 894 amino acids. Gene Ontology annotation, cellular component: cytoplasm. The transcript has 16 exons. The record is from RefSeq and is a predicted model, not a curated record. Gene Ontology annotation, molecular function: ATP hydrolysis activity; ATP binding.